This is a messenger RNA of Pocillopora verrucosa, 795 nucleotides long. NCBI's taxonomy places the organism in Eukaryota, Metazoa, Cnidaria, Anthozoa, Scleractinia, Pocilloporidae. The record is from RefSeq and is a predicted model, not a curated record.
AUGGACUACAACAAAAUUGAGAGGCUUCAUGAAGAUCAAUUCCAGGGCUUAGUGAAGUUGUUCGAGUUACACCUCUCGGAGAACAGAAUCGAGGCUUUGCCUGACAAGAUUUUCGAGGGCGUUAAGGACCUCAAGGGCCUGUUCAUACACUACAACCUGAUGGCUGAGCUCCCCAUAGGCUUUUUUGGGCUUCUGCCGCACAUUAUCAGAGUAACUCUGGACACCAACCUGAUGUGCUGCCACCUUGAUCUUUUCAGGCAGGAUGCCGAUUGCGAAUUUGCCUUCAAUGAUAACUUUGCAAGCUGUCACUCCAUGUUCCGCAACCUUGCUCCAAGGAGAAGUCUUUGGGUUGUCGGCCUUCUCUCGUUGCUUGGGUCUGUGUUUGUAGUUGGGUGGCAAUAUUUCUUCCCUGAUAACAAUAUGGUCCAGUCUAUUAUGUUGGUAAAUCUUGGUAUUUCAGACGGCAUCAUGGGUAUUUACCUCAUCAUUAUAGGUAUAAAAGACCUGCAAUGGUCAGGGGAAUACUACCUGCACGACUAUGAGUGGCGCACCGGCUGGUUUUGCCAUUUCAAUGGCGCCAUGUCUGUCCUUUCAAGCGAGGUGUCUGUUAUGAUGAUUUCUCUGAUUGCAUGGGACAGGCUCAAGAACAUUGUGUUUCCUUACACGUUUGCAAAAAUUACACCAAGGCAGACCCGUAUUAUGUGCGCAGUUAUCUGGCUGGUGGGAGGCAUUAUGGCAUUCCUUCCCUUGUCUGGAAUGCGAUACUUUGGUGACUGGUAUUAUGGCAAGAACGUG